Molecule: messenger RNA, 303 nt
Organism: Staurois parvus
Lineage: Eukaryota; Metazoa; Chordata; Amphibia; Anura; Ranidae
Source: the annotation of a GenBank genome assembly
CAGAUAUAGUGAAUGCGGGGUCCGGGGAGAGCGGAUAUAGUGAAUGCGGGGUUCGGGGAGACCGGAUAUAGUGAAUGCAAGGUCCGGGGAGACCGGAUAUAGUGAAUGCAGGGGUCCAGGGAGACCGGAUAUAGUGAAUGCAGGGUCCAGGGAGACCGGAUAUAGUGAAUGCAGGGUCCGGGGAGAGCGGAUAUAGUGAAUGCAGGGUCCGGGGAGACCGGAUAUAGUGAAUGCAGGGUCCGGAGAGUCCGGAUAUAGUGAAUGCAGGGUCCAGGGAGACCCGAUAUAGUGAAUGCAGGGUCC